Lates calcarifer (barramundi perch) is the source of this 4973-nucleotide messenger RNA. RefSeq lists its product as uncharacterized. Bases 1 to 2706 code for a protein of 901 amino acids. Lineage: Eukaryota; Metazoa; Chordata; Actinopteri; Centropomidae. The transcript is spliced from 15 exons. Gene Ontology annotation, molecular function: calcium ion binding. The record is from RefSeq and is a predicted model, not a curated record.
AUGUCUGCUGUCGACAGAACAGGAGCUCCAGAGCCUCACUUGGAAAACAGACCUUCCAGAAAUCAGGAUUUCAAGCAUCCUUUGAGACUUCUGGCUCAGCCCAGGCAUCCCGUCAGCAGGAGCACCUGGCCGCCUGACGGUUCCCGUUCUGCACAGCACGCGCACAGGAGACCCAUUUACGUGUCUUUUGUCAGCAAAGCCAUCCUGUGGGAUAGAGGACACUGCCACUACACCGCCCAUCCUCGUCCAGUUUAUCGUCCCUCACCAUGUCCUCGGUUCUUGUCUCACAUGAAAGCUCGUCCUGAAGACCUCAGACCUCCUUGUUUCCUGAGCACCAAGUCCAGACCACAGCCUCCAUCUCAGGGGAGGACGCUGAAUACACGCAUCCUGCCUGCCCCACGGACCCAAGCGCUGGAGGGAUGCUUCCAUCUCAAAUCAGAUAAAAGAAGGAACGGUGUGCAGACUGAGGGCUUGAUCAGAGGAAGGCGAUCUGCUGUUGUUGUUCCCUCUCUUCCACUCCCUGCCACCCCACCACCAUCCACCAUUAAUCCAACACCAAAACACCAAAACACCCUUCACCUCGACUCUGGAGGAAGAGAAAGCAAACUGCACACUGCACUGACAUCUCCGUCCUGCCCUCAUCCUGCUCCAGAGGAGAAAGAUGAAUCUCAGGAGAAGGAGAAAGCACCACGUGCUGCUGUGGCGUCUGCUGCCGAGCUGGACUGGGAGCUGGACCUCAGCCCUGCUGGGUCAGAGCACCCAUCGUCACCGACCUCCAUUUCACAGGGAUCUCUCUCAGAUUUAAGUCGUCCACCUUCCAGUUUAUUCAGUCGGAGCACCAACCUCACCAGUGGCAGGAGCAGUGUCCUGUCUGCAGAUAUCAGGGGCUCAGGCUCAGAGGGCAGCGGUUGUUUCUCCCCUCCCCAGCCUUCCCCAGUGAUGCCGUCACCUCUGGCUUCUUACCCUCCAGCACGAUCCAGCCUUCACCAAUCCUCCAUGAAUACCACCACCAACCCUCCGCUCUACCUGCCGCUCUUUGGCCAAACCCAACCCCUCCCACCUCGCCCAACUUCAGGCCCCCAUCUUAAUUCAGAUAAACCUCUGAGCAGUGGCAAAAGCACAAAAACAGCAGAACAUCCUCAUCAAGAUGCAUUUAUAGAUCCUGGUCUCAACCUGUCCUUGGAGUCCGAUCAUGGCCUUGUUACUCUGGCUUUCCCCUCUGCUACUUGGUCUUCCUGCCCAAGCCCACAGAGGACCACUCCCUACUCAGGGUCAGGCGCAAAGCUGACCCCUUCUCCUCCAGCAAGUCGGCUGGAGUCUCAUCGCUGGCCUGUCCUGCCUCCCAUCUCCCCUGUCAGAGGACGCUGCGCCACAGCAGCAUCACGUUACUCAGAGCUCAGCUGCAGUCAGUCUCUUGUGUUUGAUGAACUGGAGGCCAUCGCCCCUCAGUCUGCUUCCUGUCCAUCUCUGGACCAGGCGUCAGACUCAUCGGGCCGCCCCUCACCCGAUACAGAAGUGUCUCCUGGCCUGGCAGCGCUGACAGUGGGCUGUGACUCAGGGAAUCUGGGCUCCCUGUCGCGGGUCCAGCUGCUUCUCUUGGACCGACCGGAGCCCGAGAACCCACCGAGUCCCUGCGGACUGGAGGAGGAGUUCUCACUAGUGCAAGACUGGGCCAGUCUGAGGAUGCAGUCUGAUCCAGGAUUGACUUCAGAAGGUGUUUUGAGGCCCCUCACAGCUGGCGGCAUCUCUGAAAGGUGUGACUCCACGGGGAAAGUCCAGGAAAACAAAUCGGAUCAGUUUGAAGGAGGGUCUGGGUCACCAUCUUCAUGGAUCAUAGACCCAGGUCCAUCAUACACAAUGCUCAGAUCCUCAUAUUCUCCCUGCCCAUCCAGUCACGGUUCCAGCACAGAUGAAGGGGGCCCCACUGAGGAGGGGUCCAGUUAUCCAGGAUGGAGAGACCAAGAGAGUCUUGACAACAGAACUGAAGAGAAGGAAAGAAGGAUGGAGGAGAGGAAAACUAAGGUGCUCAACGUGCUUUCCAAACUGCAGGAUGACACCCCACUCCAGAAGAAAAGCAGCAAAGGCCACUCCAAUUUUGAGGACUUCGACUUUUUGGCAAAGUAUUGCAUUUUCAGUCAGGAGAAGUUGGACGAGUACAAAAGAGCUUUUGAAGCAGAGGACAGUGACGGUGACAGCUACAUCUCCUGCCUUCAGGUUCUACUUGCUCUUAAAAACAUCAUCCCUCCAGAGCUGCUGUCUGAUGAAGAAGAGAUCUACGUCUACAGGAUCCUGGAGAUGGUGGACUUCAGAGUGACAGAUGGGCUCGUGGACCUGAGGCUCUUCGCUGUGAUUGCGAGUCUGGCACAGAAAAUAGCCACCAUGGACGAGUUUAUGCGAUCACUGAUCAGCAGUAUGGACUUUCGCUCUCUUGAAGUGAGGCUCUUCAAAGCGAAGCAACUGUUCCUGUUCCUCCUGGAGGAGCAGCAAGGAGACACAGGAGCUCAGCAGGGAUUCAUCAGCGCAGAGCAGCUGCUCCUGGAGCUGAAGGCCGGCGGGAUCCACUUGGAGCAGGAGGCGGCCAUCAGACUGGAGCUCCAACACAUUCCCCCUCUGGACCUACUGGACUUCCUGGCCUACCUGCCCCUCUUCAUGCUCAUUCACAAGUCAGUCAUCUCCAACCCCCUCGACAACUCCAGCAACCUCUGACCUCAGUCACCGCUCAGUCUGCCUUGUGAGGCUCAGGUAUCAGCAUCAGUGCCACCACACUUACCACAUCUGUAAAGACACUCAUACACAGGAAACAGAAACAGUCAGAUUAAGGUACCGUAGUAAUUUUGGCACGUUAAUGUGUCUUUUCUGGUUGUGGCCAAUGACCUUGAAUUCAGGCACUCAUACAUAUUCAUAAGGAGGGCAUAAACUGGCAUUGUGCAUAAACUGAUGUGGGCGUAUACAUACUCGUUACAAAGAAAAUGACACGUAUGAAAUGUAAGCCAUAGUUGUAGUUUAGAAGAAUCAAAUUUAAAGUUUCAGCAGGGGAACAGUGAAGAAAGCCAGUUACUGGUAACAAGCACGGAACAACCUGUUGGCCGAGACAGAUAUUUGCAGGUCAAAAUGAGAUAUUUUAAGGUGUGGAAAAUCUACCCGUUAACUGCCAUUUUAAUGUUGGCUAAACAUGACAUCUCUAAGAUGUUAUUUGCACAAAUGGCCUUCCAUACAAAACGUUUGUCAGUCUUGUAAUUCAAAGUCAGAGAUAUCGGGAAUUUCUGACUCCGACGACAUCUCCCACCUGGUGAAAAUAACCUCACACAUGUCAACAUGUCAGAACAGAAACCAAUGGGAUUAUGUGAUUAUCCAAAACAAUUCAAUUCAAACACAAAGUAAAUCUUCCAUCCUCACCUCCAAAAACACUAGAGGCUUUUUCCACAUCAAUGAUAAAAUACAUUAAAACACUGAGUGUAAUAAUUUACCAAAAGACCAGAGUAAAAUUCUAUUGCACAUUAAAAAGGAUUUUAAAGUGUUUUAGUUACUGGACUGUUUCAGUUAUGACUCACACACACAAGGUGACUGACAACUUAAUGAUUAUUUUGAUGAUUCCCUGAGGAUAUUAAUGAGCACUUCUCUGGAACUAGAAUUGUCAGUCAAACACUCCCCUCAUCCAGAUGUGUACAGAUAACACUACAACUACAUAUUAAAUAGACUGCUGCUGUAUCUUUUAGAUAUGUGGAACAUUUCAUAGAGCUGUAAAGUGCUGUCUAUGGUCCUGAAAUGUUCUGCAGCUGGGGAUGUUCUCACUGCAACAAGUAUUCACUGCAGACACACUGAAGACCUAUUAUAUGGACUGAAUUAGUUAAAAAUGUCUCAAACGUCUUUAGAAAAUCGCUGUGACACACUGCUUCGGGGGUGUGGUUCACGUAAAUUUGCUGAUGCACAACAACUUCAUAUUGUUCUGGAGUAAAAAAAAGAAAAACAGUAUUUGCAGCAGAGACUGUUGUCCUCCUUUAUCCAACCUAAUCAACACUGAUGAAUGAUAUUCAAUAAGAUAUUCAACUAAUAUAGUUUGAGCUAUUGUUUCGCCCCGGCUUUGGCAAUUAGACAUGGCCACGCUCUCCUGCGGUUCAUGCACACUUGACAGAGCGCCACAGAGGGAAACAUAAUGGGCUCUGACAAGCAGCAAACCAGGGUUGUUAGAUCAGGGGCGUCCUGUACGCAGCAUAUGUCAUCAUGUAGCCAAAUAUACAAGACAAACAGGCUGAUGUUAUUCCUGCUUUAAAAAUUACUGUUUUGAGAUUGAAAAAAAAAAAACACUUGAACAGAUGAUUUCCUCUUUGAUAUCUUCUCCUACUUUUUCUGUGUUUUUUUUUUCUUCUCUCAGCUGUAAACACCUUCCUUAUCUCACUGUGACCUUUAUGAAUGUCACAGCCAUGUAAUUAAAACAGACCAAGAACCUGACCAGGCAGUCCAUGUAUAGGUACAAUCUGGUGCUAAAAGGUUUGGAAAUUAUUAUUAUUAUUAUUUUAUCAUUUUUAAAAGCCUGAAGUAUCUCUGAGAAGGGUGUUUGGGGUCUUGUAAACAAACUCUUUUUAUUUCAAUUUAUUCACAGCUCUAUACUGUUGAAAUUUCCUCUGCAGACAAAGAAGUGAAAUAUUAUCCCUUAAUUAUUGUUUACAGGUAGAAAUAAACUGACAAAGACCUGACUAGGUCUCCUGCUCUGAUGGAAGACGUGUUUAUGUACAGUACAUGUUCAACUGUAUCACGUGAGUCACUUGUGUGUGGGUGUGUUCUUGGGUGGAGGUUGCAGGUGUGUUGCAUGUUUUUACCUGUUUAUAGUUGACUCUCUUCUGUUGUCUUCAAUGUGACGCCAUUAGUUAGAUUUGGUCGCUCACAUCAUCUUAGAUUAUUUCUGAUACUUUUGUUGUUUAUUCUUUUUAUCGGAAUAAACUGGAUAAAUAAAGUAUUUACAUGUUGUUAAUAUA